Messenger RNA from Plenodomus lingam JN3, 276 nucleotides. Lineage: Eukaryota; Fungi; Ascomycota; Dothideomycetes; Pleosporales; Leptosphaeriaceae. The record is from RefSeq and is a predicted model, not a curated record.
AUGCAAGCAGCUGCGACAUCCUCACCGCCUCUUUCGCCCAUGGAAAGCAAGCAAAACACAACGGACAGCUGGGAAACCUGGCCACCGCCUGCUUUUGCCAUGCUGAGUUCCCGCGCAGCAGGACCCAUCCAAUCCCUCCCUCCCUCCAUCAUCACCAUCGGCCGACCUAGCAAGGAAGGGCAAGGGGGAAAGAGAUCCACUUGUGACGCUGCCUGGCCGGACUUGAAGCAUUUCGUCCCCUUGUUCCUCCAACCUCGAACUCCCUCUUACGUCUAG